AUGUCGUUAGAAAUGCCAGCUUUAAUAAAAAAAUAUACUGGAGACGUGGAAACUCACCAUGUAACUACCAAAGAUGGUUAUAUUUUGACAAUGUUUCGAAUUCCUCGAAAAAAUUAUAAAGGCGUUAUUCUGCUUGAACAUUCACUAGCAGUUGAUUCCAGAGCUUGGGUGGGACAAGGAAAUGAAUCAUUAGCAUUUUAUUUAUGGCAUGCUGGAUAUGAAAUAUGGCUAAGUAACGCACGUGGUACACUAAUUUCUAGUUUCCAUGAGAUUGGUUUUUACGAUCUAUCUAGCCAGGUACUGUUGGCUAAAAACUAUUCCCACUCUAAAAUAAUUUACAUUGGACACUCACAAGGAUCGUCGGCAGGUUUGAUUUAUAGUUCACUGCAUCCAAAAGAAGCAAAUAAUUCUAUCAAAUUACUUGUUUUUAUAUUAUUUCCAGUGUCACUUAGUUUACUGAAUUUACUGUUGUCCUUUUUCUUGGGGUGGACUCCGAAGCAAGCAGAUCCGGCCGUUCUUAAUUUUGACUGUGGAGUAUAUUUAAGUGAUUUUUCUUGGAAGUUGUUAUUACACUAUUUGCAACUCGUGAAAUCUGAAACAAGAUUUCAACAGUUUGAUUAUGGCAAACAAAGGAAUCUAAAGUACUAUAAAUCCGAACUUCCACCACGCCCAGGGUUAGGGACGCCGCACCCCUAA
Molecule: messenger RNA, 696 nt
Organism: Zophobas morio
Lineage: Eukaryota; Metazoa; Arthropoda; Insecta; Coleoptera; Tenebrionidae
Product: lipase 1-like
Exons: 8
Coding region: 1-696 (231 amino acids)
Biological process (GO): lipid metabolic process
Source: RefSeq, a predicted model, not a curated record